GGAGCGGGAGCUGCGCUGCGCCUGCGCGGCGGCGGCGGCGGGAUGGGGAGCCCGGUGAAGGGCUGGGGUGCGUCUGCCGUUAAGCGGGUGCGGCGCGAUGGGUCCCCCGAGACACCCUGCGGCCCCGCGGCGGAGAGGGACUGCUGUGACCCGCGGAUGUGGGACACGGAGCGGCUCUGCCAGUACCUCUCUCUCUGCGGCGUGGACGAGCCCAGCCUGCUGCACCGCUUCCGAGAGAACAGAGUCACCGGGAGCAUGCUGAUGGACCUGCCGGCCUGCGCCUUCGAGGUCGCCGGUGUCUGCCGCCCAGCCGAGCGACUGGAAGCGCUGGCCUGCCUGCAGAAGCUGCCGCGGCGGGGCGCGGACGCCAUGAAGGUUUUUAAUGAUCCAAUUCAUGGACACAUUGAAAUACAUCCACUUCUUGUUCGCAUCAUCGACACACCUCAGUUUCAGCGCCUUCGAUACAUUAAGCAGCUGGGUGGCACUUACUUAGUUUUUCCAGGAGCCUCUCACAACCGCUUCGAACACUCUAUAGGGGUGGGCUACCUAGCAGGAUGUCUGGUUCGUGCACUGAAGGAGAGACAACCAGAACUGGAUAUAACCCAGCGAGAUAUCCUCUGUGUAGAAAUAGCUGGGCUUUGUCAUGAUUUGGGUCAUGGGCCAUUUUCACACAUGUUCGAUGGAAGAUUUGUUCCACUCACUCGUCCAGGUUUGAAGUGGAAGCAUGAAACUGCUUCUGUUGAAAUGUUUGAGCACCUGAUCAUUUCCAAUAAACUAGAAGUCAUCAUGAAGUCAUAUGGUCUUGUUCUGGAAGAAGAUAUGACCUUCAUCAAGGAACAAAUAGGAGGGCCUGUAGAUGAAAACACUUGUGAGAAAAUGUGGCCCUACCGUGGUCGACCAAAGGAGAAAAGUUUCCUAUAUGAGAUAGUAGCUAACAAAAAAAAUGGCAUUGACGUUGACAAGUGGGAUUAUUUUGCAAGGGACUGCCAUCACCUAGGAAUCCAGAAUAAUUUUGAUUAUAAGCGAUUACUUAAAUUCACUCGGGUCUGUGAAGUAAAAAACCAGAAGCAUAUUUGUACCCGUGACAAGGAAGCUGGAAAUUUGUAUGAUAUGUUCCACACACGGAAUUGCCUGCACCGCCGAGCAUACCAGCAUAAGAUUGGCAACAUCAUUGAAAUAAUGAUUACGGAAGCCUUUCAAAAAGCAGACAAAUUUUUUAAAAUAGAAGGCUCUGGAGGAAAACUGUACCAGAUUUCUACAGCAAUGGAGGACAUGGAAGCCUACACUAAACUAACUGAUAAUAUCUACCUGGAAAUUCUGCACUCAAGUUGUCCAGAACUGAAGGAGGCACGAGAAAUUUUGCGUAAAAUAGAACGACGUGAAUUAUACAAGUUUUUAGGAGAGACUAAACCUGGAACACUGAGGGAAAUUGUAAAGAAUAAUAGCCUGGCAGAAAGCAUUGCUGAUGCCAAGCCAGAAAAGGAUCCUCCAGAUGUGGAAUUGAAGGCUGAAGACUUCAUAGUUGAUGUUAUCGAUAUGGAUUAUGGAAUGAAAGAACAGAAUCCCAUCGAUAAUGUUCUCUUCUAUUGCAAGGCUGAUCCUUCUAAGGCGGUCAGGAUCAGUAAAGAACAGGUUUCAAAGUUGUUGCCCAUGACAUUUGCAGAGCAGAUUAUCCGGGUUUAUUGCAGAAGUCAGGAUCCAGAGAUUGUUUCAGCUGCAAAACAGUAUUUUAUCCAGUGGUGUAUAGAGAAGGAUUUCACCAAACCAGAGGAUAGCGAUGUGGUUGCCCCUCAUCUAACUCCAGUGAAGUGGAAUAAAAUGGAAGAUGACGAACACAGGACUGCUUCAGAACCCAGUUGCAAACAUAGGCUUCCUUUUGAUAAGUAACAGUUUUCCUUUUGGCAUGAUUCAGUCUGCUUCUUCAGAAGAUGAGUAAACCUGAGCAGCAACUCUUCUAAAAGCCAGUUGGAUAGACUGUAAGAGUCUAUGGAACAAUGCAGAAAUGCAUUUUACAAUGCAGUAUGUUUCAAUGUACUUAACAAAGUACAUAAACAAAGUGCAUAUUCCCAAUGGACCUUUAAAAAAUUAACAGCCUAUUACAGCAGAGCAAACACAAUUCUCAUUUUUGAAUGUAUUGGCACUAUGUAGCAAGAGUAACUUUAAAAAUUGCAAUGCAUCCUUAUUACAAGAGAUGCUGAAGACAUGUUACUGUUCUUUCUAGUCCUGAUACCUUCUUAAGAUGAUUGUGGUAUUGCAUGAGCUAGCAGGAAAAUUUCCGGCUCAGGUUUUUGGUGGGGUGGUUUGUUUUGGUUUGUUUGGUUUCAUUGGGUUUUUUGUGUUGGUUUUGUACUGUUUUGUUUUGUUUUCCCCCCAGUACCUGUGGAAGAGAGGAGUAUGUAUGCUUCUGAAAAUACAGCGAGGUAACAGAGCUCUGAAAUAACCAGAGGUAGCAUCUUCAAGAAUAGCAAAACUGAUUUCUUUUCAAGCAAAUAAAAAGAGGGUAGAGGGGAAUCUUCCUAAUAACCAAAGAUUAUUCAAAAGUAUUCAAAAAGCUGCUGCUGAUUAUGAUGAUGAUGAUGAAGAUGCAAACUUCUUGCUGGACUUGUGACCACAAUUCUUAUUGAAGUAACAAUUCAUUGCAGUGACAUGCAGCCUUUUGUUGUUGUAUAGCAUAUUUGAAAAAUUGAAUGUUAUAUUUCUGCUGUUACACUGAACUGCAAAACUGUUCAAAACGUCCAUCGUUUGAGUGCUGGCAGGGAAGCAGAGCUACCCAAAUGCUUGUCGAGGCAGGUGGGUGUGCGCACAGGUCUUGGCACGGUUGGUGAGUCCCAGAAGGAUGCUGCUCUGCUCUUCCUUGCACCAGGUGCACCUUGUUUCUGCAUUACACUGUACCAGGUAGACAGGAAUUCAGGAAUUCUUCCAUUCUUGUGUCCCUUCCCUGUUUCUCCUGCAUCUCCAAUUGCUGUUCUGGUGUAAUUUUUCUCUGCCUUGUAGAACUCUAAGGGUUCUUACAUUUUUCCCUUACUGGCAGUACUAAUGUGAGUGUUGCUCAAUGUCUGUCCAGUUGAAAAAGUGAAUGAGGAAGACCACCUUCCUCUCAUCUUUUACUCAGGUCUAAGAGGAAGGCUGCUUUCAUUAAAUAAAAUAUAAAAACUUGAAAAAAAACCACCCUGAAAACUAAAAAUGCAAAGCAAAAUGUUCAGUAAUGCUUGGAAAUUGGAACACGCUUUGGAUUUUUAUUUCUGAAAUGGGGAAAGAAAAGUUCAGCAUCCGGUUUUGACAGCCAAGCAGGGGUAACUAGGUUAGUUUCUGGAAACUAAUGCAGUGGGAAAUCACUGUCAGAGAAGCGCAGAACUCUCUUCGUAUCCUUUGCCCUUUUUAUCAUGGGAACUGAGAGCUGUAAGGCAGAGGCACAGAGAAUGAGUAUUCACGUACUUAACUCGGAUUUCAUUUGUUGAAAUAAGCGGAAGACAUUUUGCACUCUGCUGCUUUCCUUAUGUACCUGUGCUCAUAUGUCUGAAGGUGAUGGGGCGUGACCCCUGCUGUUGAUAUCUUUAAUGGUAUUUCAGAUCUGCAGGCGUACCAGAUAACUACUAGAAUGGGUUGUGACCUCUUAAAGGCUUGUAAAGAGCUUAUCAUGCUUCAAGAAGCAACAUCAUAGAGUGAAGGCAUUUGUCUCCUUUAUCUGCCUAAAAUCAAGUAUUGUUCAGAAUAAUGUAAUUUUGUUAUUGUUGCCUGAGUUUGUUUUGAAUUUGUUAUAAAAGGUGCACUUUAUACUUGGGAAAUAUAUUUUGCUUAUGCUUAAGCAAAAAUUUGUACUUAAUGUUAAAUUCUGAGACAGUGUGUUUGUUUUUCUGAAACAUAUGAUUCUGAGCCUCUGGACUAAGAAUAAAUUUAUAAACACUGA
Messenger RNA from Phalacrocorax carbo (great cormorant), 3907 nucleotides. NCBI's taxonomy places the organism in Eukaryota, Metazoa, Chordata, Aves, Suliformes, Phalacrocoracidae. The record is from RefSeq and is a predicted model, not a curated record.